AACGGAGUCAUUAAUUCAAAUCGUCACCGGGGCGUUGUUUAUUGUGAUUCACUGAGAGGUUAUCGUUCCGUCCAUCAAGCUGAUUUUCGAAAAACAAUCAUGCGUUUUGACUCAUUAGUGUCCUUGAACGCACCUUAAAAUGGAGAAAAGGCCUUUUUCUUUUAUUUGUUGGACUACCUUCUUUAGUUUGGUUCUGAAUUCUGCAUAUGGCCAAGAGGCCUCCUCAACACCUUUAGGCUGUUACAAAGACAGCAGUGACAGAACUGAUUUUUCAUUUCUUUCUCCCAAGAGUGAUGCUGGUGAAUAUGUGGGUGCCUGCGUGCAAGAGUGUCUGAAAAACUUUUUCAGGUAUGCUGCUCUGAGGAAUGGUGAGCAAUGCGCUUGCGGCAGCAAAUUUGGUUCCUUCGGAGAGGCUGACGAACACCAAUGUGACAAACCAUGUCGGAGGAACUCGAGUCAAAUAUGUGGCGGUGCCUUUGCCAGCAGUGUGUAUGACACGGGUCAGAAAGUUCCUGGCCCCCCUGUUGGGUUGAUGGUAAAUGAUGUGACUGAAACCCAGUUUCAUGUUUCCUGGGGCCCACCCACGGCGUCAAAUGGUGUCAUUCGCUCCUACACUGUGACUGCGGAACUUACCAAGACCUUCAGUGCAAUGCAGUUGCCACCCCAAAUGUCAUGGACGUACACAUCCGAUGUGAGAAGCGCAGAUGUCCUUGAUCUGCAUCCCGGCUCAGAGUAUCGUGUGAGCGUACAAGCGGUCUCUGAUCAGGGUGAAAGUGUCCCUGCGCAACUCUUUGUUGAGACACACAUUGGAUACCCAUUACAACCAGGCCAACCUAAAAUUCUGAUGAAGCUUGUCCCAGAUGGUCGAAUAGUGAUUCAAUUUUCGGAAGCUUCGUCUGACAAUGGGCCAAUCACUGGAUACAGAGUCAUAGUGACCUGUAGCAUUGCUCAGCUAAAUGAAAAUAUCAUGCCUAAUUAUUACGAUGCAGUGAAGAAAGGGAUUACAUAUUAUGUUGCUGCGCAGUUGGAUGCUGACGCGUGGAUGAGAAACUUCACGGUUGGAGAUGGACUGCGCUAUGGGGGUUUUGAUAAUGUCCGCCUCAAAUUUGGCGAUGAAUGUAGACCAGAGGACGUUUUGAUAAUCAUUGGUGCAGUGAGCUCUCGUGGAAACCAAACACUCAUUUCCUAUUCCAAUAGCAACAUGGACUAUGAAAAUGUUCUUGUUAUUCGACGAACAUCAGAACCUUUGAAGGAAGAGGGCCUGGAGAGUGGACUCAUUGUUGCAAUUGUUGUAUGCAGUGUUUUGCUGGUCUUAGUCGUUAUCGCUUACUUUGCUGCGAGACACUUCGCCCCCCAGCGCCGAGGAGCCUCAAGGAUGGAGGACCCACAAGAAAUGUCCCUGCAGGGACCCAUGAUAGAAGUGGAAAAUUAUGGCUACUUACCGGAGGAAGAGGAGAACCGUGUUGACCAUUAUGACCGUUUAAAGAAGGUUUUAUGGGACAUCCCACGCAAUUUUCUGGAUAUUAAGGAUGUCCUUUUGGGCAGUGGGGAAUUCGGCCCAUUUAUGAAGGGUACUGUUCUUCAAAAUAGUUACCCAACACCAACCUCUGUUCAGUGCAUUGAAGAUGGUGCUCUCUCUUCUACUACCAAACGCAGCAUGUUGAAGGAACUUGCUACUUUAAUUAAUUGUGGGACUGCCAACCAUGCCAAUGUUAUUCGAUUGAUUGGCACCUGUGAGACCCCAGAUAUGCUGUAUGUUGUUCUGGAACACCAUCCUGCUACUUUAAAGGAUAUUCUACUAGAGAGCAGGACUUUAGAGAGACCAGGCCAGGGAUUUGAAAGAGAUCUCUCUUCUGUAUGCUCACUUCCACAACAGGCCUUUUUACAAAUUGGUAUUGGGAUUAGCCAGGGCAUGGCCCAUCUAGCCAGUAACAAAGUGAUUCACAAACAGUUAGCUGCGUGUAGUGUCCUGAUGGCAGAUGGCAUGGUCCCAAAGAUCUCUAACUUUGGCAUUGCUAAGUGCAAUAGACCUAAUACCAUCGCUGAUUUCACUCGGUGGACGGCAAGAGAAAUUUUCCGCAGCCAGCACUUUACAGUUAAAAGUGAUGUGUGGGCAAUGGGCUGUUUGCUGUGGGAAAUGGCUGCUCUGGGCGGAACACUUUAUCAGAACAUUCCCACCGCGGAAGUUGCAUCUCGCGUCAUGCGAGGACUAAGACCUCCGCACCUUGCUCACGUGUCUGACGAUCUGUAUCAGUUGAUGCUGCAAUGUUGGCAGCUUGACCUGGACGAACGACCGGACUUUUCAGAGAUAACUGCCUCUCUCUGCGAGCUGAUAAAUGAUAGUGAGACUCAUCUUGACUGGAGUGUUGUUCCGGGUUUCCGGUAUGAGCAGUAUUCAUCUGAACUUGAGACGAGCCUUCAGGGGUGAGAGUUGAUGUGAUGUUUUUAAAUGUUGAGCCUUGUUCACUGCCUACUCCGUCCAUUAUUUUAAGGAAAAUUAUGAUAACCAUUGGUAUCUAUCGUAUUGUUACUUCAUAUGCCAUGAACUAACUGCACUCCUAGAUAUUUAGCUUGUUGGAUGUGUUUACUUGACCAUAUCUUUUUAUUGUGACCAUUGCAACAUGUUUCUUGCCCCAUUAUAAUUACUUUUGCUAUACCUUGGAGCAUGUGCAUUUAGUACUUCUAUUUUCUGUAGAUUUUUAUUUCAAGCCUUGCCUUGAUUUAUGUGAUUCUGGAAUCUCGCACACUCAUGUCUGAGCAGCUGUAUUUGGAGACUUGUUACCCUCUAGUUCUUCUAUCGUGUUGCUCAUAACUAGAGCCAUCUGCACAAACUAUUGCCAUUACAUUAUAAUAAAUCAUAACAUUGCAUUAAUUAGCAUUACAAUUUUUUUUUUUUUGUAACUUUUAAGACUGUUGAGUUGAGGUUGUGAAGGCAGAAGUUGUUGAACAAAUGUGCCUUAGGUAUUUGAAACUGGAAUAUUGAACUGAAAAUGCUGCAUUUCUUCAAAUGUUUAUAUGUAAGUUUUGCAGUUUGAGUACUCAAUUAAUUUUUUAAACUACUCAAAAUUGAACCAUCAAGUUCUGCUCAUUACCGUAUUAUUUUUCUUGUUGUCUCUUUUCUUUUUAAGUGAAGUACCAAAGUGCUUUGAAGAUCUGAAGGAUUUAUUCCUAAUUUGGGAAGUUUUGUGUGAGCAGUGUUUUAAAGGCUCAACUUUUUUCUUUGUGAUUAGCCUAGUAUUUGCCAUUCCAGGUUUUAACUGCAAUGCUUCUUUCAAGACAUUUUUUAAGAAUCUAGCGCACAACAAUUUGUGUGUGACCAGUCAUAGUGUAUGUAUCAAGGUGUAUGUACUUUUAGAUGAUUUACUUCUGUAUGAAUAUUUUGACAAACUUAUAGAAAUCUGUACUUAAAUGAUGAGUCCUUUAUUUUCAUAUUUUUAACUUUUACCACUUUACCUGUCUUUAGUCAAUUGUGAAGUUCCUACCAAUUGUGUAGAUUUAUUGUCUGAAAAUAUUACCAUAUGUAGGGUUUCUCAAUCAAGGUGGGUGCAAAGGUUUCCUCAUGUAAUGGAUCUGACUCAAAUUCUCCCUCCUUUACUUCUCUCCUCCCAUUGUCAAUAUUGGUUUCUUGUUCAUUCUAGUUUUCUUAUUGUGAACAUGUGCUGACUCUUUGAUAAAUUAAAGUAUAUUAAAAAUUA
Molecule: messenger RNA, 3695 nt
Organism: Thrips palmi
Lineage: Eukaryota; Metazoa; Arthropoda; Insecta; Thysanoptera; Thripidae
Gene: Wsck
Product: putative tyrosine-protein kinase Wsck
Exons: 10
Coding region: 140-2428 (762 amino acids)
Biological process (GO): multicellular organism development; positive regulation of kinase activity; protein phosphorylation
Cellular component (GO): signaling receptor complex
Molecular function (GO): transmembrane receptor protein tyrosine kinase activity; ATP binding; protein binding
Source: RefSeq, a predicted model, not a curated record